Messenger RNA from Quercus robur (English oak), 536 nucleotides. RefSeq names its product beta-amyrin 6-beta-monooxygenase-like. The transcript is spliced from 2 exons. Bases 71 to 421 code for a protein of 116 amino acids. The record is from RefSeq and is a predicted model, not a curated record. Lineage: Eukaryota; Viridiplantae; Streptophyta; Magnoliopsida; Fagales; Fagaceae. Gene Ontology annotation, molecular function: monooxygenase activity; iron ion binding; oxidoreductase activity, acting on paired donors, with incorporation or reduction of molecular oxygen. Gene Ontology annotation, biological process: sterol metabolic process.
AGCAGAGCAAGUGGAGAUUGCAAGAUCCAAAGGUCCAAAGGAUUUGUUGAAUUGGGAUGACAUUAAAAAGAUGAAGUACUCUUGGAAUGUAGCAUGUGAGUCGAUGAGGCUAUUAUCGCCUGCUCAAGGAGCAUUCAGAGAGGUUAUACAUGACUUUACUUACAAAGGUUUUACUAUCCCUGAAGGGUGGAAGACAUUUUGGACUGUACAUUCGACACACAAAAAUCCUAAAUACUUUCCAGAUCCUGAGAAAUUUGAUCCUUCAAGAUUUGAAGGGAAUGGCCCAGCACCUUACACUUUUGUACCAUUUGGAGGAGGACCUCGAAUGUGCGCUGGAGGGGAGUAUGCUCGUUUACAAACACUAGUGUAUAUGCAUAAUGUGGUGACAAGAUUCAAGUGGGAGAAAGCAAAUUCCAGAUGAAAAGAUUACUUACCAACUAUCAUCCAUUCCAGUUAACGGUCUUCCCGUUAUCCUUAAACCUCAUAAAUUUUAGAUUGAGUUAAAACCUCUAGUGAUAACUAUCUCUAUAUUUGAA